GCAAAACCCAUAAACCCUGGAUGAGAGCCUCUCUAGUGGCUACCAGCCACUGCACUAGAAUUCAUAAACCCACAACGAUGGCGACAAUCAGAGCUCUCCAUCUAACGAAAACCAUAUGGAUACCAAGGUAAAUCCUCCUCUCCAUCGUCUCUUCAUCUUCUUACACAAAGAUAAAGUAAUUUGGCUUUCUAGUAAACCCCACAUUCAUCAAUAUCUUGCCAAAAUCUUAAAAAACUAUUGAUGUAUCAUAUACAGAAUCUUAAAAGAUCAUCUUUCCUCCGAUGGGUAUUUGUUGAUUUGACUGGAAACCGCUUCAUAUCUUCAACAAAAUCGAUUCGCCCAAAUGGGUCAUACCAUGAUACCCAAAACCCUAGGUUUUAUACCACAAAAGCCGCUUGUAAGACCAAAAACGGUCAAAAUUUGAAUGAUUUGUUACCCGAUGAUGGAAAUGGCGGUUUGUGGUCUCGUGUAGCUUGUCGAGAAGCUCAAGAUGCUUUGUUAGAUUACUUGCAUUCCACUCGAAGCUUGCAGUUUGUGGAUGCGGAAAAUAUCAGUCGUAAUUCACCAAAAUUUCUUGGAAAAUUGUUAAAAGGGGUGAAGAAUAAAGAAAAUGUUGGGCAAUUUGUUACUCGAUACUUGAGAUACCAUCCAAUUAACGAAUUCGAACCCUUUUUUGAGAGCAUGGGUUUGGAACCUUAUGAAUUCUCAACUUUUUUGCCUAGAAACUUGAUGUUUCUAAGUGACGACAAUGUGUUGCUAGAGAACUAUCAUGUAUUUUGUCAAUAUGGAUUUGCUCCCAAUAAGAUAGGAAAGAUUUACAAGGAAGCCAAAGAUGUUUUUAGAUAUAAUCACGGGGUUUUAUCAUCACGUCUUCAUGAUCUUCAAAACAUCAUUCUUGAUCAAUCCACUGUUAUCAAGCUAGUGGGUUUAUGUCCUUCACUUUUGAUUCCAGAUGCAAUUCAUGAUGUUCUUAAGGUUGUAAAGGAAUUAAAGAGUUCUGGGAUUAUGAAUGGUUGGUUUAUCGAGAAUUUAUCAGAGGAAAAUUCAUACGAUUGGAGACAUAUUCUUGAGCUUUUGUGCUUAUUUAAAAGAUUAGGCUGUGAAAACGAGCAAUUAGGAAGAUUAGUCAAUCAACACCCGACCCUUUUAUUGAAUAACUCAGGAACUACAUCCGUUUUAAUUAUCGGUUUCUUGACUAAAUUUGGAGCUACAAAAACCAAUAUACUGUCGUUUUUUAUGAAAUUCCCUGAAAUUAAGGGUGAAGAAUGUCUUUACAAUUUAAGGCGUUCAUAUCAUUUCCUAUUGGACAUUGAAAUGGAAGUUGACAACAUUGCAAAGCUUUUUUGCACCCACCCGUAUUUACUCGGGUCAUGGUCUUUAAAGGGUGUGAAAACCGCUUUAAAUUCCUUAAAUUCAGGGAAAAAACGACUUUGUGGCAUCAUCAUGAAAAACCCACAAGAAUUAAAGAAUUUAGCAAUUGGAACAAAAGUGAAACCACUUCCCUCAUCAAAAGAUUGCACCGAAGAGAAAACAAAGUUUUUAUUAGACUUAGGAUUUGUGGAAGAUUCAAAUGAAAUGAAGCGGGCCCUGAAGAGGUUUCGUGGGCGAGCUGGCGAGCUUCAAGAACGAUUUGAUUGUUUGGUCAACAUGGGGUUUGACCGAAAAGAUGUGGUGGAAAUGCUUAAAUCAUCGCCUCAAAUUGUAAACCAAACGAAAGAAGUUCUUGAAAUGAAGAUUGGGUUUUUGGUGAAUGAGAUGGGGUAUGAGUUGACUUGUUUAUGUGGGUACCCUUCUUCUUUGUCUUAUGCUAUUGAGACAGUUAAACUUAGGUGUAUGAUGUAUAAUUGGCUUAAAGAACAAGGGGUGACUAAUACCAUGGCUUUGAGCACAAUUCUUGCUUGUUCAGAAAAACAAUUUAUUAAAGACAAAGUGAAUCGACACCCCAAGGGGAUUCAGGUUUAUGAGAUGUUGAAAACUCAAAUUUAUUCCGAUUGUGUAAUUUGAAAACGGUUUCUAAUGAGGUUAUGCUAUUCAAAUUCUUGCUCUC
Molecule: messenger RNA, 2047 nt
Organism: Lactuca sativa (garden lettuce)
Lineage: Eukaryota; Viridiplantae; Streptophyta; Magnoliopsida; Asterales; Asteraceae
Product: transcription termination factor MTEF18, mitochondrial
Biological process (GO): regulation of DNA-templated transcription
Molecular function (GO): double-stranded DNA binding
Source: RefSeq, a predicted model, not a curated record